Molecule: messenger RNA, 2094 nt
Organism: Cinclus cinclus
Lineage: Eukaryota; Metazoa; Chordata; Aves; Passeriformes; Cinclidae
Gene: HHIP
Product: hedgehog interacting protein
Exons: 13
Coding region: 1-2094 (697 amino acids)
Source: RefSeq, a predicted model, not a curated record
AUGAUGCUCAAGAUGCUGCCGUUUAAGCUGCUGCUGGUGGCCGUGGUUCUGUGCUUCUUCGAGGGAGAUGCCAAGUUUGGGGAGAGCGGCGCCCGCAGGAGAAGGUGCCUCAACGGGACCCCGCCGCGGCGGCUGAAGAAGCGGGACCGGCGGGUGCUGUCCCCGGAGGCCCCGGGCGGCGGGGAGGCGAUGUGCCGCGGCCUCUACCCCCGCCUGUCCUGCUGCUCCCGCUCCGAGGCGCAGGGGCUGCCGCACGCCGAGGCCAAGGUCCUUUCUGUUACCAACAACACAGAAUGUGCAAAGCUACUGGAGGAAAUCAAGUGUGCACACUGCUCACCUCAUGCUCAGAACCUGUUCCACUCACCUGAGAAAGGGGAAACUCCUGAAAAAGAACUAAUGCUUCCCUACCUGUGCAAAGACUAUUGUAAAGAAUUCUAUUACACCUGCAGAGGUCACAUACCAGGUUUCCUCCAAACUACAGCUGAUGAGUUUUGCUAUUACUAUGCAAGAAAAGAUGGUGGUGUGUGCUUUCCAGAUUUUCCAAGAAAACAAGUGCGAGGGCCAGCUUCUAACUCCCUGGACCACAUGGAAGAAUAUGACAAAGAGGAAGAGAUCAGCAGAAAACACAAGCACAACUGCUUCUGUAUUCAGGAGGUUGUGAGUGGACUAAGGCAGCCUGUUGGAGCAGUACAUUGUGGGGAUGGAUCCCAUCGCCUCUUUAUUCUUGAGAAAGAAGGAUACGUGAAGAUUUUCACUCCCGAAGGAGAUAUACUCAAGGAACCUUUUUUGGAUAUACACAAACUUGUUCAAAGUGGAAUAAAGGGAGGAGAUGAAAGAGGACUGUUAAGCCUUGCAUUCCACCCCAAUUACAAGAAAAAUGGAAAGCUGUAUGUGUCUUAUACCACCAACCAAGAACGGUGGGCUAUUGGACCUCAUGACCACAUCCUUAGGGUGGUAGAGUACACAGUAUCCAGGAAAAAUCCACACCAAGUUGACAUGAGGACAGCGAGAGUGUUUUUAGAAGUAGCAGAACUACAUCGAAAACAUCUAGGAGGACAGCUGCUGUUUGGCCCAGAUGGUUUCCUAUACAUUUUUCUUGGAGAUGGCAUGAUCACUCUAGAUGACAUGGAGGAGAUGGAUGGUUUAAGUGAUUUUACAGGUUCUGUAUUGCGCCUCGAUGUCAAUACUGACCUGUGCAAUGUCCCUUAUUCCAUCCCACGGAGCAACCCACACUUCAAUAGCACAAAUCAACCUCCUGAGAUUUUUGCACAUGGACUCCACAAUCCAGGCCGGUGUGCUGUGGACCGGCACCCAACAGAUGUAAACAUCAAUUUAACUAUACUUUGUUCAGAUUCAAAUGGAAAGAACAGAUCUUCGGCAAGGAUCUUACAAAUAAUAAAGGGCAAAGACUAUGAGAGUGAGCCCUCACUUCUAGAAUUCAAGCCAUUUAGCAGUGGGUCCCUGGUUGGUGGAUUUGUGUAUCGGGGCUGCCAGUCCGAGAGGCUCUAUGGAAGUUACGUGUUUGGAGACCGCAAUGGAAAUUUUUUAACACUGCAACAGAGUCCUGCAACCAAACAGUGGCAAGAGAAACCCCUCUGUCUUGGCAACACUGGCUCAUGUAGAGGUUUCUUUUCAGGCCCUGUCUUGGGAUUUGGAGAAGAUGAAUUAGGUGAGAUUUACAUAUUAUCAAGCAGUAAAAGUAUGACACAGCCUCACAGUGGAAAACUCUACAAGAUUGUUGACCCAAAAAGGCCUUUAGUCCCUGAAGAAUGCAAAAGAACAGCUCAGGCUGCACAGAUACUGACAUCUGAAUGCUCAAGGCAUUGUCGAAAUGGGCACUGCACUCCCACAGGAAAAUGCUGCUGUAAUCAAGGCUGGGAAGGAGAAUUCUGCAGAACUGCAAAAUGUGACCCAGCCUGUCGACAUGGAGGUGUCUGUGUAAGGCCCAAUAAAUGCUUGUGUAAAAAAGGCUAUCUCGGCCCCCAGUGUGAACAAGUGGAUAGAAACAUCCGAAGAGUGACGAGGGCAGGUAUUCUUGAUCAGAUCCUAGACAUGACAUCCUAUUUGCUGGAUCUAACCAGCUACAUUGUAUAG